AUGGACACGGUGACGGCCGACAUCCAAACCGCCCACCCGUGGUCGCUCCUCUUCGCUGACAAUGUAUUCUUGGCAAGCAAAGACCGUCAACAGCUGCAAGACCAAAUGCAGCAAUGGAAGACUCGACUGGACAAGUACGGAUUGUGGCUAAACAUCAAGAAGACCGAGUAUAUGGAAUGCGGGCCUCAGACAAACGGAACCAUCAGCAUUGACGGCAAAGAUCUGAAGGCGGCGACCAAUUUCAAGUAUCUCGGAUCUGUCAUCAGCAGCGACGGCGACACCCUCCCGGACGCCCGAACCCGAGUCAACGCCACCUGGAUGAAAUGGGAUCAGCCAUAUGAUGGUGCUGCCAAUAUGUAUAUUCAAAGCCAUAUUUUCAGCAGUAACAGCAGGUUCAGAAGGACCAUCAAUAUCACUCAGACCAUUGUGCCCAACAAGGUGGACAGUGCAAGAAACCUCUGCCAAGGGACUGAUUACGUCAUCAGACUAGGCCACCUUCUUCCAUUGCUCCGUGGUGCAGUUCUGAUGCUCACAUGCCCACUGUUGGUGCUUUCGGUGCUAGACAGGGCUCAGCAUGGACACCCUGACUGGAUGUCAAGUCUUUCCAAGCGGACAAAGAAAUAG
Molecule: messenger RNA, 624 nt
Organism: Sinocyclocheilus rhinocerous
Lineage: Eukaryota; Metazoa; Chordata; Actinopteri; Cypriniformes; Cyprinidae
Exons: 4
Coding region: 1-624 (207 amino acids)
Source: RefSeq, a predicted model, not a curated record